This is a messenger RNA of Gymnodraco acuticeps, 3419 nucleotides long. It is a transcript of the gene esyt3, whose product is annotated as extended synaptotagmin-like protein 3. Gene Ontology annotation, biological process: lipid transport. The record is from RefSeq and is a predicted model, not a curated record. NCBI's taxonomy places the organism in Eukaryota, Metazoa, Chordata, Actinopteri, Perciformes, Bathydraconidae. Gene Ontology annotation, molecular function: lipid binding.
UGGGAGUUUCGAACCCGGAAGUUUUAGGACAGCCAGGACUCAUUUCACCACCGCACCUAUGGAGUGUUCAGUAGCUUACCGUCCCUGAUUUGUUUCCUUUAGAAAGCCAUGCAAAAGUGACCCGAAUUACGUACAAUACAAUUAUCUGUUCGGGCAGUGAGCGUUACUCCUUUUGGACCUCAGGAACCCGCCAUGGCAUCGACCGGAGAGGAUGUUCCCGAGCGGGGGCCGGGGCUCGCGGACAGCAUGUCGAUCCACGGCAGCACGGAGAAGCUGAGCCCCUCCGCCGUCAACCGCAUCAUGAUGGAGUUCCUCAUGUAUUUCGGCCGGGCUUUGCUGAUCUUCUACCCCGUGUACCUGACGGGGUACCUGGGCCUCAGUAUCAGCUGGGUGGUGCUGUGCAUGGUGAUGGUCACCUGGUGGAAGAAGAACCGCCAGUGGAAAGACGCCCGGAUCGGAGGCGCCAUUCACUUUCUGGAUAACGAGACUAGUGUGGUGAACAAGGAGCUGCAUAGUGCCUUACAAAUGGCUUCAUGGGUCCACUUUCCUGAUUUUGAGAAAGUUGAAUGGCUUAACAAGGUGUUGGAGCAGGCCUGGCCCUUCUUUGGGAUGUACAUGGAGAAGCUCCUGAAGGAAAACAUCCAGCCGGCCAUCAGACUCUCCAGCUCUGCGCUCAAAAUGUUCACCUUCACCAAGGUCCACUUUGGACACUUACCUCUUAGAAUCACUGGAAUGAAAGCAUACACAGAUGAAGUGGAUCAUAGGGAGGUGGUUCUGGACCUAAAUAUAUGUUAUGAAAGUGACGUGGACAUCGACGCUGAGGUGCAGCCGCCGAUCAAAGCUGGCGUCAAAGGACUUAAACUCCAGGGAAUGAUGAGGGUCAUUCUGGAGCCUCUUAUUGGUCAAGCACCACUGAUUGGAGGAGUCACCUUUUUCUUCAUUCGCCGCCCUACCCUUCAAAUCAACUGGACUGGCAUGACCAACCUUUUGGACAGCCCUGGCUUCAGCUCCUUGUCUGAGGGGACAAUAAUGGACAUCAUCGCCUCGCUCAUGGUGCUGCCCAACCGCAUGUGUAUACCCCUCAUAGACCAAGUCAAAGUCGACCAGAUGAGGUUCCCACUACCCCGAGGCGUGGUGAGGGUCCACUUGCUUGAGGCUAGAGACCUGGUGGCGAAGGACACAUACAUGAUGGGAUUAGUCAAGGGCAAAUCAGAUCCCUAUGCAACUCUCAGAGUGGGCAACAGACAAGUCAAAAGCAAGACAGUCAAAGAGAAUUUGCACCCCAGAUGGAAUGAAGUGUAUGAGUUUGUCGUCCAUGAAGCCCCAGGGCAGGAGCUGGAGUUGGAGAUGUAUGAUGAGGACACAGAUAAAGAUGACUCCCUGGGAACGUUUAACCUUGAUUUCGGAGAAGUGAAAAAGAAGAUAGAAAUGGAUCAGUGGUUUCCUCUGGUAGGCGUCCAGAAUGGAGAAGUUCAUCUCAAGCUCCAGUGGUUUUCCCUUAAGUCUGAGCCCGAACUGCUGAGGGAGUCUUCAGAUGGCCUUGCUUGUGCCAUGCUUGCAGUGUAUCUGGACAAUGCCUCAAACCUACCAAAAGACCACAGCGAGAUGACGGAGCAUCAGAAACACAAGAAGCCUGCAAAAGAAGCUCGGCUUACAAAGAGAGCUGCCACCCUGAACUCCUAUGUGGAAUUUGCCAUUGAUAAGGAUGUUAAGAAAAGCAAGGUUGCGUAUGCAUCUAAAGACCCAAAGUGGGAGGAGGGCUUCACCUUCUUUGUGCAUAAUGUCAAAACACAGCAGCUCAUGAUUCAGGUCAAAGAGCAUGAUAAGAAGACUCAGCUCGGUAUUUUCAACUUGCCCCUGAGUCGCCUCCUCGACACCUCCGACAUGACUUUAGACCAGCGCUUUGUGCUGGAACGCUCCGGAGCCAACAGCCAGAUCCAGCUGAAAGCCACUCUCAGGAUUCUCACUGUCGAAAAGCCUCCACCCACGAUUAUUCUAAACCCUUCUCCACAAGACAAAAAACAAAUACCACAGACUAACCAAGGAGGUAAGGCUCCUGCAUCCACUCCCGCUGUAGCUACAUCCUCCUCUGCAGCACUUUCCCCCAACACCAACCCCACUUCCACACCCUCAACUGCAUCCUGGGACACCAAGAGUCGCUCAGAUGAAAUCUGGCGGCCGCCACCCUCCACACCGAACAUGCGUCGUCGCUAUGACUCCCAGAGCCUGUUGUCAGACAACUCCAUCGCCUCGUCACGUUUUGACCUUUCAGAUGGGGCAUCUUAUCCAGAGGCCAUCAGCAAACAUCAGGGUUCAUUUGGGGAGAUCCAGCUGACUGUACGCUACGCCAGCCUGAGGAACAAACUCAUCGUCCUGGUUAACUCCUGCAGGAACUUAUUCCGCACCAGUGAGAAUGGCACAGACUCUUAUGUCCGCCUGUAUUUCCUCCCUGACCAAACCUGGAUACAUCGCAAGAGGACGCAGGCCAAGAAGAGGACAGUCAAUCCUGUCUUCAAUCACAAGUUUGAAUUUGAUGUUUCACUUCAAGAAGCACAAACCAGGAAGUUGGAUGUGUCCGUGAAAAAUGGGAAAAUGUUCCACUCGCGGGAGAGGAAAGACAUUGGCAUGGUGAUGAUCGAUCUUUCACAGUUGGAAUUAGCCAAAGGCGUCACAGAAUGGUAUGAGCUCACACUGCCUGGCCUGAAGCUGUAAAACUUCUGUUUGCAGAUUAAAGAGCAGCUCCACAGGCACUGAUACAGUAAAUAUUGGGAGAGGUGCAUAGUCCUUUGUUUUCCUUAUCAACGUGGACCAGAGUUGGGUUUUUCAAAUACACCACUAAUCCCAUCUGAGAUACUGGGUAUGUUUUGUUACUGUAUUUGAAGGCUCUGCACUCACGUACCUGCACCUACUUAGGGAAUAAAGUGUUACAGAAACCCCUAUGAUAUGACCAAAUAUUUUUGAGCAGACAUACAGCUGCCUAUUAGACUACCCAGAUUAUGCAACGUGUCAUUUUCCCUUCUUCUUGUUAUUCCUCAAAUAGAGGACAGCAAACAUGUAUAUUUUUUUCCUGCUUUGGACUAUUCUUAUUUUUUUACUUGUGUGUUCCCUACAAAAGAGCAUCUUCAUUCCACAUGUUUUAUUUGUUGAUGUUCCUGAAUAAUAAUGCUUUUGCUAAGCAUGAAUUGACCUUGUUAUGUAAAAAUAAUUACUCUAUCAGAGCACGAUUGUAUUUAUACUUCACAAGAAACAAGAUAAUUAUGUAAUUUGGAUUUGUUCUUUGUAAGAGGUUUGGGUUUUGACUCGAUCUGAGCCAAAGUUAACCUUUUGUGUUUUUGUGUAAAUAUUUUGGUAGUAUUGAUAGUUUUGAUGUACUAUUUUGUAUUGGGGGAAAUAAAGCAAGUGUGUGUGUAUUGCAGCAA